AGUUACAACUGUCAUUCCUGCAGGAAAAGUGCGAGCAUUACCUAGCAUAUGUCAAGAAAAGAGUCAAGGAUGUCAUCUCUCCAAUUGUAUUUGAAGCUUCAUACAGCCUUGGGGAACACGUGAUAGAAAAAGGGAAAGAGGACAAGGAACUAAGUGCUCUGAAGCCUGUUCUUCGCUGGAAGAGAGGAGAGAAGAUAGCACAAAGGAAUCAGACUGUUUUUGAGAGGAACUGUCAAUCUGAUGACUGUGCUGCUGAUUUGAAACUUCAGGGUAAAUUAUUGCUAUCUGGUGUUGAUGACAGAACUGCCUACCUGGCCCUGGGAGCAGUGAGGAACAUCUCACUCAACAUUUUCAUCUCCAACAUUGGUGAUGAUGCCUACGACACCAAUGUUUUCUUCAAUUUUUCUGGAGAGCUCUUCUUCAUCAAGAUGUGGCAAAAGGAGGAGCUGGGCAUUGCUUGUGAGUUACUGGAGUCAGAUUUCCUCAAGUGCAGUGUGGGAUUUCCUUUCAUGAGGUCCAAAUCUACGUAUGAGUUCAAUGUGGUCUUUGAUACAACCCACUUGACCGGCCAGGAAGAAACACUCACCUUCCUUGUCACUGCCCAAAGUGGAAACCUAGAACGCACUGAAUGUCUGCACGAUAAUACUCUAAUCCUGUCAGUGCCCCUGAUGCAUGAAGUGGACUCAUCCAUCAAUGGAGAAGUCUUCCCUAGUUCAUUUUUCUACGGUGAUUCUGUGGAAGCGUCCAACUUUGUUCAGCUGGAAAACCAUGAAUGCCUUUUCCAGUCUCUCAACUUCACACUGCAGGUUUACAAUGCUGGACCAAGCACUCUUCCUGGAGCUUUUCUUGAUAUUUCAAUUCCAAAUCGCCUCUCUGCCACUGGAGCCGAAAUAUUUCAUAUUCAGCAGAUGAUGGUUGGUCAGGACAAAGGGAGCUGUUCUUUCCGUAGGAGCCACAGCCCAUGCGUUGUUCCUCAGGAGAAUGAAAAUAUUUUCCACACAAUAUUUGCUUUUUUCACGAAGUCUGGCAGAAAAGUAUUGGACUGUGAAAGACCAGGCAGAUCUUGUUUAAUUGUACAUUGCAACUUAAGCUCACUAGCUAAAGCAGAAUCCUGUGAUAUAAAUAUCUACAUGCUGCUGAAUACUGAGAUACUCAAGAAGGACAGUUCAUCAGUCAUCCAAUUUGUCACAAGGGCAAGGCUGCAGGUGGACCAUGACCUCAGAGUUGUGGAGUUGCCCAAUGGGAGCCCAGAAGAAAAAGCAGUGGUCUUUGAGGCUUUGCACAAUCUGGAGCCUCGUGGGUAUGUUGUCGGAUGGAUCAUUGCCAUCAGUUUGUUGGUGGGAAUUCUCAUCUUCCUAUUGCUGGCUGUGCUCUUAUGGAAGAUGGGCUUCUUCCGCCGGAGGUACAAAGAAAUUAUUGAGGCUGAAAAGAGCAGAAAGGAGAAUGAAGAUAGCUGGAACUGGGUCCAGAAAAACCAGUAACCUGCCCAUGAGAACAAAACUGCCCAGUCAUGUGACAUGCACUCGUUAGUCUAUAGGUCCUGCUUCGUAUCUUCCAUAUGUGGAAGAAGGAAUCUUCUCCAGAUUUUUUGGAGACCCCAUUGAUGCUGUGUCUUUAUUACUCCAAAAAGCUAGGGAACAUAUCCUGAGGCAACCACUGCAGCCAUGUCAGGUGACUGGAGCGAUUCACACUUCAUUUAAGAGUUGAACUUUGAACUUUGGUAAGCAAGCUGCAGUGCAAAAGCAAUAUUUAUGAAUCCAACUACGUAGUAUGCCCUCAGGGGAAGACUUUUACCUAAGAAUAUUUUUUAUAAAUACAAGCUUUU
Ficedula albicollis (Collared flycatcher) is the source of this 1825-nucleotide messenger RNA. Its product is annotated as integrin alpha-9-like. Gene Ontology annotation, molecular function: integrin binding. Gene Ontology annotation, biological process: integrin-mediated signaling pathway; cell-matrix adhesion; cell-cell adhesion. The record is from RefSeq and is a predicted model, not a curated record. Bases 429 to 1481 code for a protein of 350 amino acids. Lineage: Eukaryota; Metazoa; Chordata; Aves; Passeriformes; Muscicapidae. The transcript has 14 exons. Gene Ontology annotation, cellular component: integrin complex; external side of plasma membrane.